UCAUGAUUGCCUCAAACUCAAGAGUUCUAGUUUGGAGACACCUACGGUGUUUGCCUCGAGGUUUUCCAUUUUCAAAUUGCGGUCGCUGCCGUCCAUCAAGGUUGCUUCCUCUAACUUCGACUAUUCACCUCAAACCCAAAGCAGCAAGGGGAUUUCAUACUCAGCCGUUCCUUUGCACAUCAGCGAAUGAUACCUUGACUUCCGCCAAACAUGAUCCUAGUUUGCUCCCGAUUGCUUGCCCUGGCUGCGGUGCACUAACACAAUGGGUGGACAAAGAGCAGGCCGGUUACUAUACUAGGACUCGAAACGCUGUGAGAUCUUAUAUUCAGGAAGCUUCGAGGGAUCGAGAUGCUACAGGCACAGAAAAUGAAUUAUCUGCAGAAAGUACCGAUAUCAGUGCUAAGGUUAAAUCAGCAGACACAGCCUCUGGCGAAGAGUUGAAGCUGGCCAGCGGAAAAGAAGAGCUAGAGUUAGCCGCACCGAUUUUACCACUUUGUGACAGGUGUCACAGUCUCGUUAACCAUCGCGAGGCUUACCCCAUCCCCUACCCUCCACUAUCGUACAUUCGAGAUAUCAUGGAAGAAUCCCCCUGGCAUAUCAACCAUGUAUACCACAUUCUUGAUGCCGCCGAUUUUCCACUCUCCUUGGUCCCUGAUAUUUAUCGGGAUCUUUCUCUCCAGACCCAGCGAUCGCUGAACCGCAGAGCGAAAACCGUCACAUUUCGACAUGGAAAAAGGCAGACAGACGUCCAUUUCAUAAUCACUCGGGCGGACCUCCUGGGUGGCAUGAAAGAACACGUUGAUUCUUUGAUGACAUAUAUGACCCAAGUCUUAAGAGAUGCCCUUGGACCAAGCAGUGGCAAAGUCAGAUUGGGAAACGUACACAUGGUGAGCGCUCAACGGGGAUGGUGGACGAAGGAAGUUAAGAAAAAGAUAUGGGAAGAAGGUGGAGGAGUAUGGAUGGUUGGUAAAGCCAACGUGGGCAAAAGCAAUCUGAUUCAGGCUAUUUUCCCGAAAUCUCCCGAUGCUGCUCGCAAGUUAAGGGUAGAGGAAAAUUCCAGCCACUUAACCCCUGAGUUUGGACCCUUAGAUAUUGAAGAAAGUGGCUUAUUGCCCCCAGUGCAGAAUCAAUACGACUUCCCCGUUCUCCCCAUUGUAUCUUCCCUUCCAGGGACGACGGCUUCCCCGAUCCGACUUCCGUUCGGGCAGAAAAAGGGCGAACUCAUCGAUUUACCUGGACUUUUCCGUGGUGGAAUAGACGAAUAUGUUCAAGAUGGAUUCAAGUUCGACGUAAUCAUGACAAAGCGACCGAAACCAGAGCGUUUGACUGUAAAGUCGAGACAGUCCCUGCUACUAGAGGACCUUGUCAGGAUAACACCUGUCAAUUUCCAAAGCGUAAUUUUGGCAUCUCCGUUUGUACCGUUGACGCCGCAUGUUACCUCCACAGAAAAAGCAACGGAAGUGCUUCUCGGACAGCGCAAGCCUCCACAUCCACCGAUCGCCAAGAAAGGAACAAACAAAUGCAUCGCGUCAGCAGGAGUAUUUGAACUCAAAUAUGACGUGACAGAAAGAUACGGAAAGUCGGUCAAGCAGUCAAAGUACCAAGAUGGCGACAAUCUCACGGCUCUUUAUAAAAUCAUGUCAGUGGACAUCUUAAUUGAAGGGUGCGGAUGGGUGGAGCUCAUAACGCAAAUCCGUACGAAAGACUUUGUGGAAGGUGAGUUUCCCAAGGUCGAGGUCUUCAGUCCCAAUGGGAAAUGUGUUGGAAGCAGAAGACCUAUAUCUGCAUAUACAUUUUUGCAUGAGAAGAGAAAACAGGAUGCAAAGAAGGCAGGGCGUCGGAGGCGUUUCGGUUAA
Messenger RNA from Coccidioides posadasii C735 delta SOWgp, 1856 nucleotides. The record is from RefSeq and is a predicted model, not a curated record. Lineage: Eukaryota; Fungi; Ascomycota; Eurotiomycetes; Onygenales; Onygenaceae.